Nycticebus coucang (slow loris) is the source of this 1207-nucleotide messenger RNA. RefSeq names its product CDC28 protein kinase regulatory subunit 2 (gene CKS2). The record is from RefSeq and is a predicted model, not a curated record. Gene Ontology annotation, molecular function: ubiquitin binding; protein kinase binding; histone binding. The transcript is spliced from 4 exons. Gene Ontology annotation, cellular component: SCF ubiquitin ligase complex; cyclin-dependent protein kinase holoenzyme complex. Lineage: Eukaryota; Metazoa; Chordata; Mammalia; Primates; Lorisidae. Gene Ontology annotation, biological process: regulation of mitotic cell cycle. Bases 692 to 931 code for a protein of 79 amino acids.
CAGCUGGAGCGCAGGGGUGAGCGACCCGGCGUCCCAUCAGUGGGCUCGGGCCCCCAGACCCUCUGGAAGCACAAGGACACGACUGGAGCGCGGGGCAGGGAAAGACACCCGGAAAAGCGCAGGAAGCGGCUGCGCGGCCGCUCUGCGGAGGGACUGAGGCUGGAGCCCAAGGCAAUACCAUGCAUCACGAGGCAUCCCUAAACGCGAAAGGAUUGCGCCGGUCCUACCCCGGGCCUAUGCCAAACCUCGCGAUAGCUCAACAAACCCACCCUCAGCUCCAACGGCACCGCCGCCCUGGAAUAUUCCACAUUCCUGCGCACGCGCUCUGUAGCCCUUAACGUCUCAGCUCCGCCUUUCUUUGACUACGCCCCUGCCCAUCAAGGGUAUUUUCCACCCCGUACUAUACCAAUCUUCUACUUUAACCUCGCAACAGGCUUCUGAUUGGCUGACUCGGGAAGCAAUCGCUGCGAAAGGGAGGCGACGAUAGGUUGGCAGCCAGUCCGGCUUCCGCGGAAGGUGAUUGGUCGGUGCUGUUGUCCAAUCGGAGGUGGGCUGUCGGAUUCAAAUCGGGAUCGUUGGGCCUGAGGUCGUUAGGCUCAGUCGAGUCGUUUCGUUGGCCGGUUACGGACGUGUAGUUCGUUGCGCCCUCUCUUCGCGCUCCCGUUCCUCUGCACCGCUGCGCGCCCGCACGAUGGCCCACAAGCAGAUCUACUACUCCGACAAGUACUUCGACGAGCACUACGAGUACCGGCAUGUCAUGUUACCCAGAGAACUUUCCAAACAAGUACCUAAAACCCAUCUGAUGUCUGAAGAAGAGUGGAGGAGACUCGGCGUCCAACAGAGUCUAGGCUGGGUUCAUUACAUGAUUCAUGAGCCAGAGCCGCAUAUUCUUCUCUUUAGACGACCUCUUCCAAAAGAUCAACAAAAAUGAAGUAUAUCUGGGAUCGUCAAUUGAAUCUUUUUCAAAAUUUAAUGUAUAUGUGUAUAUAAGGUAGUAUUCAGUGAAUACUUGAAAAAUGUACAAAUCAUUCAUCCAUACCUGUGCAUGAGCUGUAUUAUUCACAGCAACAGAGCUCAGUUAAAUGCAACUGCAAGUAGGUUACUGUAGGAUGUUUAAGAUAAAAUUUCUUCUAGUCAGUUUUUCUCUUAAUAUAAGUGCCUGUUUGACUUGUUACUAUUGUUAAAUAAAGUUUGUAUGUUGCAUUUA